Molecule: messenger RNA, 2739 nt
Organism: Ostertagia ostertagi
Lineage: Eukaryota; Metazoa; Nematoda; Chromadorea; Rhabditida; Trichostrongylidae
Source: the annotation of a GenBank genome assembly
AUGUCCUUACUGUCAAAGCUCUUUCCUACAAGGCAAACACCCAAGCCGGAAGCUCCGAUACCUGAGACUCGUGCCACUCUCGCUAUGGCUUCACUGGGCGAUGAUCAGCGGCCCAACUAUGUGACGAUCUAUCCCCCAGUAGAUCCCGGUCUGCCAGCUGUACCACCAGGGGACAUCAUUCUUGGUGCCAGCGCAAAAAUCAAAAGGCUUGCUGAGAUUGCCGGCGGGACCGCUAGUGAGUUCGAUCGCCUCUACAUGUUGCCACUGCGUAAUCUCGCUGCGCAGGUUCAUCUUUUGCCAGCGACACCGUACUCGCACUACAGCUCUCCUGGCGGUUUAUUCAACAUGUGUCUUGACGUGGCGCUUCUGGCGCGACAGUCAGCUGAGGGCAAGAUAUUCGUGCCCGAGGCGACCAUCGAAGUUCGUCACCGGACAGAGGGUGCGUGGCGUUAUUCGGCCUUUAUUGCUGGUCUCUUGAGUCAGCUCCACGUUCCGGUGGGCUCAAUGACCGUCACCUCCCUUGACGGCAAGCAGUGGCCACGAUAUGGAACGUCGGUGUAUGACUGGAUUCAAAAGGAAAACCUCAGCCGUUAUCACGUUGUUUGGCACGAGAAAGCAAAGGUGACCGGGGCCGAGGGUGCCUCUCUACUGUCUACGGUAGUGCCAGGAGAGGUUAUGGAUUGGCUGGCAGCCACUGACAGUCAAAUCAUCCGUGAUGUGAAUAUUGCCGUCACACGGGAAAUGGCACCCAGCGAGUCGAUUCUUGGGGCGAUCCUCAAGAGUGUUGUUUCACGGGUCAAAGAAGUUGACGCCCUUCAUCAACCAUCCCGCUUUGGAAGGCUUACGGUCGGUACGCAGUUCGAGCCGCAUUUGCUCAAUGCCAUGCGGGAACUGAUUGAGGAAGGUUCAUGGCGUUGCAAUGAACCAGGUGGGACCGUGUUCUGGGGUUCUGACGGCCUUUAUGUCGCGUGGCCAGCAGGCCUUAAAGGUGUUGUAGGUGUGUUCGAAAAGCGCGCGCUGACAGCCAUGCCGCAUUCUUCCGUGACGUUGGCCGAGAUGCUUGGCCUGAGCGGGAUCAUCAUUGGUAAGGAAACGGGUGUCUGGGUUCACGAUAUCGUGGUGAAAGACAAACAGGGGGAGAACGCCACGCUCAGUGCGAUGCGUUUCAAAGAUCCUACGAUUCUUCUUGGUCACUUACCGUAUAAGGCACUGACUCAGCCCUAUGGCAAGCUUAUGGUGGAGGCGCAGUUGGAGCAGUUGGCGCUAGUCGGGGCUAGUCACGCGGCCACAUCCAGCGCACCUCCAUCCAAACCGGUUGGCGCCGGCGCGGCAGUCAAUGCUGGAGGUUCUUCAGCUCAGGAGCCUGGAGUUCUUAAAGAAGGACCGCAAAAAGUAGAAGCGCCGGCUUCGGCGUCUACUCCGGAAACGCCGGCCGCAGCGGGUGGCCUCACGCUCAUCGAGACCAUCGUCUCCUUGACCAUCUUUGCACUUGUUGUCGGCGGCGCGCUCGCACUUUUCGGUGGUGCUUCCUCGUCACAAGCGUCAACCCAGAUGCUUUCUGAUCUCAAUGCACUGCGUGCAAGCACAAAAGCUAUGUAUAUGGGCCAGGGCGGCUACGGUACCUCCAAUCUCAACAGCAUUUUGGUCAACGGGAACAAGGUACCGUCGACGAUGAGCGUGACCGCCGGGCGCCAGCACGAACUUCACUAUCACUACCACGUCGAUCCCUACCGAUGUAUGCCUGUCUCUGUUGGCUACAUCUGGGGGCUGGAAUUCGGUGAAAUCGGCCUGAUGUCUCUUCUUGAACUGAACUUUUCUGACCUGUAUCUCGGCAGGGACAGCUCGUGGGUUUCGGGCAUUCCCGGAACUUCUGAUCCUGUUCCUGUGCCCGAGGAAUCAGUGCAGGAAGCGAAAGAGCUUCGUGAUGCCUGCGCGAAUUACCGUGAUCUGAACCCUUUGCGCGAAGAUUUUCCGAUCCGGCAUAGCAAGAUUUCCUAUCGCGCAUCAGUUAUGCCCACGAUUGACGAGACGGUAUUUGUCCUCAGAAGGCUCGCAGACAAGAUCAAGUCGAUCAACGAACUUGGUAUCCCACCGGCAAUGGUGACAAACCUGAUGGCGCCUAACCUUACGGGUUUACUUAUCGUCAGCGGUACUUUUGGCCAAGGUAAAACCACAACCGCUUCAUCCCUUGUCGCUUCUCGGAUAGCCAAAUACGGUGGUGUUGCGGUGACUGUGGAGGAUCCCCCAGAGCAACCGCUACAUGGACGUCACGGAGAAGGUGUGUGUUACCAGACAUGGGUUGGACCAGGAGGAUUCGGGCACGCAUGUCGCCAAGCAGCUCGAUGGGCGCCGUCAAUCAUGUUUCUCGGAGAGAUUCGGGACUCAGAAACGGCCAUCGAAGCCCUGCGCGCCGCGAUUAAUGGAAAACUUGUCAUCUGCACGGCCCAUGCGGACAACCCGUCCAUGGCUAUUGAGCGAAUAUUCGCACUUGCCAAUACGGACGGUGCAUCUGCUGACGAUGUUUUGGGGAUGUUGGCAACUGGCAUUACUGCCGUCAUCAAUCAAAAGCUUGAGAGUACUGGUACCCGCAAGCAACUUCUACUCGACUCCCUUUUUAUUGCUGGCGACGAUGAAUCUGCAGCGCGCCAGAGUAUCCGUCGCCGCCAAUUCGAGCAGCUCAAGAGUAUUGCUCAACUGCAAAAGACACGCAUGAUCAUGAGCGGUGGCAGGGUCGGCUGA